ACCUUCUCCGCUUCAGCAUGUUGGGACUCAUUCGGGCAUUAGCAGCAACAAACUAUGUUGCAUUCACAGGCCUUUUGGCAGCCUUGACAGUUGGUACCUUUGACGCCUCAAUUAUGUUGAAACUGGUGCACAAGAGUGCACUUGCCCGCAACGCGUUUCCUUACGUGGAGAUUACUCAGUCCAUGAUAGCCGAGUUCCCUUUACACCACUUGGCAGGCUAUUUGAUUAUUACCACACUAACAAAUCUUUUUGGUGGUUUUGAAUAUACACUGGCUUGGCUUGUGUAUUACGUACUUGGACUGCCGGUCAUAUUCUCCUGGAUUGUUUUGUUUGUUGAAGGUUUACGCGAAGAGGAGGUUUUUAGCGAGGGUAUCAAGGACCUUGUGACUGGUGGAGAGCCUGCCGAAGCUCUUCAGAGUCCAUUAAGCUUACCUCUUGUUACCCGACUCAUUAACCCGCUCUGGACACCACCAGAUGUGACAAUUUACCCCAACAUCACUUAUGCUACCACUGAAGAAACAGCCCAGAUUGUAGAAGAAACUGGUGAUUUUAGUCAGCCAAAACUAUUGUCGCUUGAUAUCUAUGGUAGAACUGACCGAGAUAUUAGUGAUAGACGCCCAGUAUUGAUUCAUGUUCACGGUGGUGCUUGGCGUAAAGGAUCCAAGAAUAUGUUCAAGCCUCACGGAAAAGUACUUGUUCAAGAAAACAAUUGGCUUUAUGUUUCAAUUGGAUACAGACUCGCACCUGAAAAUCCUUAUCCUGCUCAUUUGAUUGAUGUCAAGCGUGCCAUUCGAUGGGUUAAGCAAUCGAUUAGCAAGUUUGGUGGUGAUCCUAACUUCAUUGUCCUAUCCGGUGACUCUGCUGGUGGACAUUUGGCUACAAUGGCAUCAUUUACUGCAAACAAUCCAUUGUAUCAGCCAGGUUUCGAGUCUUUUGAUACUUCUGUUAAAGGCGUUAUUAGUUUUAGCGGUGCAUUGGAUAUCCAGGCAACUAGACAUCAUGCAGAAUUCUUUGCUCACAGAGUGGCUAUGCAAAAGAAAGGCGAAUUUGACCAGGAAUUCCUCGACAGACACACACCAACCAGACUUAUCGGAGAGGCUAAGCAAAACGGCAAUCUUGUUCCAUUCUUGUUGAUCACUGCCAGUCGUGAUACUUUGGUACCAAGUACAGUUGGAAAAGAAUUUAAGACUAUUUAUGACAAAUAUUCGCCACCUGCUACAUCAUCUGCUUCUCAAUGCUCUCUUUUGAAUCUCCCAACGGCCCAUCACAUUUAUUAUGUUGGAUGGACUCCUCGCUCUAUAUUCCUUUCCAGAUUGGUCCAGGCUUGGGCUGAACAGCUUUACACAAAGAAGAAGUAGAUUAUGAAAGAAUACAAUACAAUCCCAAAGCAGAAUUAUAUCUGUCCAGCUUAUACCAAUUACCAGUGUCUUAAUAUUCGAUUGAUUAUUCUAUUAUGUUUGUGUAAAAGAUGAUGCAAUAUGCAUAAUAUAAACAAGUCAUGUCAUGUUAUGUUAUAUUAUAAAUAAACGAGAAGCAGAGAGAAUGAAUAGUAU
Phycomyces blakesleeanus NRRL 1555(-) is the source of this 1553-nucleotide messenger RNA. RefSeq lists its product as hypothetical. NCBI's taxonomy places the organism in Eukaryota, Fungi, Mucoromycota, Mucoromycetes, Mucorales, Phycomycetaceae. The transcript is spliced from 10 exons. The coding region runs from base 18 to 1358 and encodes 446 amino acids. The record is from RefSeq and is a predicted model, not a curated record.